UGACGUAACUCCAGCUGUUUUAAUAAAACAAACGGCUUGGCGCCGGCGCGAGGUUUUUGCUGUUGCGCGCUCUUUCGGCGCUGGAUUCUCUGUCCAUAUUUUCGUUCUGUUUUGAGAAGGAGGCGUUCGUGGAUGAGUGAAAUUGGACAUAAAGUUGACUACACACCAAGCUAUAGGCUGUUCAUUUUUCUGUAUGAAAAAAAUUUUUACAAGCAGAAUUCUGUAAAAACAAACUUGCUGCUCAUCUAAACCUCCAAUAUGAAAAGCUGCAGGAAUUCAACUAAAUUGAAACCGGAAUCCAAACCUCUCCAACAGAUCAACUCACGGAAACGACACAGAUCGGAUGAAGAUUCUCUAUGCAAAUCUAUUGAAAAAAGUUCAAAAAAUGAGCGAGAGACUCCUAAAGCAAAGCGUGUUAUGCAUUCUCAAACAAAGGAUUCACCUGUAUUAGCAAAACAGAACUACCUCCAAGAAGAUGUUGAUAAAGAAUUACAGAGUUUUCUUACUCCUGCCAAAGAUGAUCAAACAGAUGCCGAGUACGAUGAUGUGAUUGAUGUGAGCAAAAGUAAAAUGGAUGAAAACAAGAAAGUCUCACAAUAUCGAUUCCGAAAUAUGAUGGUCACUGAACUACCAUGUUUGCCACUAAAGUCACCUUUACCUGAGCUCAGUUGGGCCGAUUCACAAGACUUAUGGAAAGCAAUGGUAAACAAAGAAAUGAAAUAUCAAUGUGAUAAUAAAUACAUGAUCAGGCAUCCUGAUCUUCAACCAAGAAUGAGAGCCAUCUUAAUGGAUUGGAUGAUCGAGGUUUGUGAAGUCUACACACUGCAUCGAGAAACUUUUUACCUUGCUGUCGACUACAUCGACAGAUUUUUAUCAAGAACAGAAAAUAUAAGAAAAACACAAUUACAAUUAGUGGGAAUUACAGCUUUAUUUAUCGCAGCAAAAUUAGAGGAAAUCUACCCGCCUAAGCUUGCUGACUUUGCCUAUGUAACAGAUGGUGCUUGUACGGAAGAUGAAAUUUUAAAAUUGGAAUUACUUAUGUUAAAUAAACUCAAAUGGGCUCUCUCGCCUGUUACAGUCAACUCAUGGCUGAACGUUUACCUGCAAACUGCACAUCUUUCAUUUAUCGCAAAUGCAUCAAAUACUUUUAUAUUGCCGCAGUAUCCACAGCAUACUUUUGUCCAUGUCGCGCAGCUGACUGAUUUAUGUAUAUUGGAUAUGGAAAGUUUAGAAUUUUCAUCAGGAGUUAUAGCAGCAUCAGCACUUUAUCAUUUCUCAUCUUGUGAACUUGCUACACAUGUGUCCGGUUAUGAAUACAAAGAUUUAGCUAAGUGUAUUCAUUGGAUGGCACCAUUUGCAAUGACUGUGCGAGAUACCGGUCUUCAACCAGUAAAAGAAUUUGCAAAAGUUGAAAAAUCUGAUGCACACAAUAUUCAAACUCAUUCUAAUGAUAUUGCGGCACUGGAUAUGGUAUAUGAAAGAAGGUCACAGCAUUUGACAGUAUGUUCGUCGCCAACAGAAAUUGCAGGAAUUAUAACUCCACCUAAAAGCAGUCAAAAACCUAUGAUAAUCGACUCAUCUCAUGCGAAACGUGCCGGAGUAGGACACUGUUGAGUGUUUCGAGGACUGCCCUAACGAUGUGGGCAAAAGUUCUAAUCGCGUGACCGUCAACGCAUUGUGCGAAAAUUACAAGGUGUGUCCAAAGGUUUUGCGGAAUAACCCAGAAAAUCAGCUCCUAUCCCAUCAAUGAUGAUGUCAAAUGUGAUGCUGGCUAGAGUCGCUUUGCCUGCUUGAAAAUCUUCACCACUGUGAUGGAUUAUGGUUGUACAAACUGGGUAGGGCUGUAAUGGUAAGACAUACUACCAUUAUUCCCAAUGACUAACAGAUAGUAAAAAAAAAAAUUUACAGACCGCUGAAGGAGUCCAAUUAUAGGGGAUAGAGAAUGUCCAAUAUAAACUAAGAUAGAGUUGCUUGCGUGAAAUAGGCAAUGCUUUUAAAAAAUGAAUUUUUAUUAUAUACAAAGUUUUUUUUGUUAUGAUGCGAUAUUAGCAUAAAAAGUUUAAAAAAAAUUUUUGUAUUUUUUUUUUCAAUUUUAUUUUCCUGUUCAAAUUUGUUUUCUAUGGUGCAAGAUAUUUAUGCUACUACAAAUGUUUUUUUUAAUAAGUCCAGUAAUAUAGUUAUGAAUUUUAAUGCAUACUUAUGAACUCGCAACAAAAUUGCAACACUUGGUGCAUUGCUCAUUUUAUGUCAUCAUAGCUCAUUUUUCUUGUCUUGUCUCUCUAUCUCCCUCUCUCUCUCUUGUAAGUGAUUAUUUUGUUCGUUUCAUUUGGUGAUGGCAAUCCUAAAAAUGAAAAUGAAAUAUUGAAACAUCUCAACAACAGAUAUAUACUGAAUUCGGUGCAAUUUUGUUAGUUCCACCAAUUUGAAUCUCAAAAUUCUCAAGCGAACCACUUCUUUCUUGAGCAUGAACGGAUAGUAUAUUGUGGUAAACAUCCAGAGUUGCUUCGGAACAAUUUUUUCAAAGUAUACUAUACUAUUCAGUGCACUAUUUCCCUCGUUUUAUAUGUGCUAUUUUUGUGUGCCAAGCAGCAAUUUUUUUGUAUUUAUGUGCCUCAUUUGAAAAAUAUACCUGUAUCUCUGAUUAAAAUCGUCUUAGGAUAAUGCUAGUCAUUUGCUUGUGGAUAUGAAAUCUGUAUGAUGAUGUAAUAGCUGUAAUAUUAUUAUUGCUUACAUAUGCUUUGCUCUGUUAACAAACCUCUUAAUAUAGGACCAAACAAAAAAUAACUUAUUCCAAUGUUCGUGACCAAACUUUGUUUUACAUUUCAUAAUCAUACUUUUACAUUCAUAUUUUAUAUAGUAUUGUUGCGAAGAACAUAAACAAUGACAUAACGAAUUCUUAUUUAACUCAGUCACACACAGUAUAGCAAGCUAUUACUUCUAGACAAGUUGGCAAAGAGGAAAUUUAAAAACACCAUCCAACCACUGAUUCGCCUUUUCAAAUGAGUUUUUUCAAACCUAUUGUCUUUUGCGCCCUUCCAUGGUUGCAGUCCUGAAUCUGAAUCCCGACAUUUUUGUACCACAAAUGAGGAUUAUUGUUGAUAAAUUUUCCACGUUGUCCAGAUGAGAUAAGCUGUUGGGAACAAGGUUAUUCAGAUGUUGCUUUCUGAUAAAUGUGUUGAAUAUGAAUUGUUUCAUAUUAGUUAAAAGCAGUAUUUGCCAAGAUAUAUCGUUUUUAAAGAUAAACCGUUCUUUCUGUCCAAAAAAUGAAACCAAUCAGUUUAUACCCAAACUUAGAUAUUUUAUAUGAAAUAAACUUUAUUGUUCAUUUUA
Molecule: messenger RNA, 3330 nt
Organism: Styela clava
Lineage: Eukaryota; Metazoa; Chordata; Ascidiacea; Stolidobranchia; Styelidae
Product: G1/S-specific cyclin-E1-like
Biological process (GO): mitotic cell cycle phase transition
Molecular function (GO): cyclin-dependent protein serine/threonine kinase regulator activity
Source: RefSeq, a predicted model, not a curated record